AUGUCUGAAAAUUAAUAAAAAUUAAACAAUAUUUAAUUUUUAUAAAAAUUAAGUAAUGAAUCUGAAAACUAAGAAACAAGUAAAAUCAUAGAAAGCUGUGGAAUAUUUUUAAAAACAAUAAAAAAAUUCAAAAGAAAAUUAGAUAACAACUUAAAAUUUAAUGAAAGAGAUAUUGACGCAUUUAGAAGAAGAUAUGAAAAUACAACAAAAUAGCUAAUUCCUUUAAUUCAUGAUAUUAAGAUUAAUGUAAUAGAGAGAAUGAUAAAAUUCGAUAUCAAAUAACUAAAAAAUUAAAACUUCUAAAUGCAUUUAUAUACAAACAAAGAAUUGUGUGAGCUUAGUUUCAAAAUUUUUGAUUAUGAUGCUACUUAUUUAGAUUAUUUAUCCUAAGAUUAGAUGAAAAAAUUAAUUAAAACACUUUGUUUAAAUUACAAUGUUGUUCCAUACCAUAACUGGACACAUGCAUUUUCAGUAUUCUAGAUGUUUUUUUGUUGUUAUUAAAAUUCAGAUAUAAAUUAUUUUUUUUAAUAAAAAAUUGUAUAUAUUGCUGGAUAUUUAUAAAGUAUUUUUAAUUUGUUAAAUAAAGAGGGCUUAAAUAAUUUAUAUAAAAUUAAAAGAAAAUCGAAUAUUUGUAUAAAUUAUGCAGAAUAAGGAGUUUUGGAAAAUAUGCAUUGUUCAUAAUUAUUUAAUAUAAUAUUAAAUGAUUAAGAGAUAAAUUUUUUUUAGAAAUUUUCAGAUUAAGUAAAAAUUAAAUUAAAGAGAUAAUAUUAUUUAUAAAAAAAGUAUAAAAUUUAACAAUUUAAAAGAAUUGUAAUUACAAGUAUACUUGCUACUGAUAUAGCAAAACAUUAAAAAUUACAUACAAAAUUUAAAAAGAGAUCUACAUCAACUUUAAAAUUAUAAAAAAUUAAAUCUGAAUAAGAAAAAAAUGCAGCAAGUGAUUUAGAUAAAUAUUUAAAAUUUAAUAAUGAUAAUUUUGAAGAUAGAAGAUUUAUAUUAAAUAUAAUUACUCACGCCUGUGAUAUUGGAAAUCCUUGUUUAUAAUUUAAUAAUUAUUUAAAUUGGUCAUAUUUGAUUACUUAAGAAUUUAUGGAUUAAGCUGAUAAAGAAAAAUAAAAUAAUUUACCUGUAACAACUUUUCUAAUUUAUAAAGAUAAGCUCACAUUUUUAAAUGGAUAAUUGUUUUUUGUUAGUAAAAAUAUUUUUUUUAAUAAAUAAAAUAUAUAUUUUAAUGUAUAAAAAAAAGAAUCUAUAGUUUUGCCUUUAUGGGAAGAUAUAGCAGAACUAUUUAAAGAAUUAAAAGAGUACCCUGAAUAAAUUAAAAAUAACUUAAUUGAAAUAGAAUUAUAAAGAGAUAAAAUUUAAUAAUAAAAAUUGAAUGCCUGA
This is a messenger RNA of Ichthyophthirius multifiliis, 1386 nucleotides long. RefSeq names its product phosphodiesterase 9a, putative. NCBI's taxonomy places the organism in Eukaryota, Ciliophora, Oligohymenophorea, Hymenostomatida. Gene Ontology annotation, biological process: signal transduction. The record is from RefSeq and is a predicted model, not a curated record. The transcript has 8 exons. Gene Ontology annotation, molecular function: 3',5'-cyclic-nucleotide phosphodiesterase activity.